GGAGAAGAGAGAGAGGUGAGCAGAGCACACACGUCGCACUAUCAACUGAAUCCAUCUAAGAAAACAACUCGCAGGGAGUUCGGGUCUGAGCUGCGUAGAUACUAAAGGCAAGUUUGAGCUCUCCACUAAAACAGCGCAGCGGACGGACGCAGCUGGCCGUCAUGGCCCGUGGCGGACACUUCGGCGAGUGCGUCCUUACCGUUCGGGCACAGUGUGAAAGGGGAGAGCUGGGAGCUGCGAUCACCCUGCCGCCGCUUUCGUCGUUCCUCAUGCGCUGCAGACGGUGUUGAGUUAAAGCGGAGAAGCUCCGUUGUGAAGCGCCCGGGAGCUGGGAAACACACACAAAAAGUGCGGACAGCGGUGUGGACGGACGCGCAGCCACUACCGAGGGGACCCAUGCGGGGAAAUAUGCUGUUCCGUAGACUCACUGGGUUCACGCUGCUGAUUGGAACCGAUUCGCAACAGCGUUACCGAACGGACCUUUACGCACAGGCAAACAACCGGACUGCAUGAAGGACAGAGGCGCAAAUAAAGGGGAAAAGUUGAACGCGGUAGCGGGUUUUGUAAUGGAUAAAGGCUCGCCCAAGGUCUCUGGAUCCAAAUGUCACCCCCCUUGGACUCUGCUCUGGUCGGGGACCAGCAGUGUGUGACGGACAGGCGAGUGGAGCCUGCGGUGGCUCUCUACUGCGUGGCUUCAAAUUGGCCCUGGCUGAGCUCUGCAUGGAGCAUCGAGUGAAGAGUCCUGCUAUGGUCUGAUGUCUCAGCAUGGAUGGAGUCAGUCAGAGGACUGGCCACCACUAAUGAGACCAUCGCUCUUCAGCUGAGGACUAGCAUUUACAGGAUUACUCCCACGGUUUCCUGCUGUUUUCUCAGCUAACUGCAUUAUUACCGAACUCUCCUAGUUGGACUUUUUGUUGGUCUGGUUUUUGGUGGAUAUAUACGUCAUUGCCUUUCUGAUUUUCAUAUUAGUUAAAAUCCCUUCCAGUUUUUUUUAAUUUUUGGUCUACCUUUUCCUGUUUUGUGUUUCCACUAUGGAGUUUCUGGCUGGAACCUGGAAUAAAGAUUGGGCUUCAUUCUUGCAAUUUUGGUUGACUGUAAUCCUUAGCCUCCAAAUGCAAUUCAGCCCGGGUGCAUCUUGCCCGGAAGAGUGUCGUUGUGACAAACCGUUUGUGUACUGCAACGAACGCAGCCUGACAUCAGUGCCUCUGGGGAUAAAGGAGGGCUUCAAGGUCCUCUUCCUACACAACAACCAGAUAAACAAUGCUGGCUUCCCUCUGGAACUUCACAAUGUGGCUACCGUGGAGACUGUGUAUCUCUACGGCAACCAGCUGGAUGAGUUCCCCAUCAAUCUGCCCAAAAACACCAGAGUCCUGCAUCUCCAGGAGAACAAUAUCCAAACGAUCUCCAAGGCAGCCCUGGCCCAGCUGACUCAACUAGAAGAGCUGCACCUUGAUGAUAACUCCAUCUCCACAGUGGGGGUGGAAGAAGGGGCCUUUAGGGAGGCGAUAAGCCUCAAACUCCUCUUCCUCACCAAGAACCACUUAAGCAGCAUUCCCAUUGGCCUUCCCGAUGACCUGAAAGAGCUGCGGAUGGACGAGAACCGCAUCGCUCACAUUGCAGAGGAGGCUUUUCAGAAUGUGACACGUCUGCAACGCCUCCUGCUGGACGGGAACCUGCUGACGGAUGAGGGCAUUGCGCCAGGGACCUUCCAGGACCUGACCACCCUCCGUGAGCUGGCCCUAGCCCGCAAUUCACUCACCUUCCCUCCUCCCCUCCUACCCAGCCAGUCACUGGUCAAACUCAGCCUGCAGGAGAACCAGAUUGACCAGAUCCCUGUGGCAGCCUUUGCUGAGCUGAACAGGCUGGAAAAACUGGAUAUCUCGAGCAACCAGCUUCAGACUCUUACACAGGGUGUGUUCGAUGGCCUGUCAAGCCUCAAGCAUCUCAUGGUGCGAAAUAACCCCUGGCGUUGUGACUGUGCUGUGAAAUGGGUGGUGGUGUGGCUCAAGACUUUGCCCUCCUCCAUCAACGCCCGAGGGUUUGUGUGCCUGAGUCCGGAAAAGGUGCGCGGAAUGGCAAUCAGAGAGCUCACGCUGGAUAUUAUAGAGUGCCCGGUUGAUGCUGAGCAGCCGCCCUGGCCCACCCUCCGCUCCACACCCCCUCCCCCACCCACAACCACCCCUAUCACCACCAUGGUCUCCACCCUCAUCACCACAUCUAUCCCUUACUACUUUGAAUCCGCCUCCCCUCCUUUACCCCCAAUCCAUAACAACCCUCCUGGGCCCCUGCCUCCUUAUGAGGACCCCCUUCAGAUUUCCUUCCAUGUAGUCAACUCUACCAGUAUCGAGGUGAGCUGGGCUUCCUAUUUCACCGUCACAGCCUACAAGGUCACUUGGAUCAAAAGGGGCCAAAGCCAAAUAAACGAAGGACUGCGGGAGAGGACAGUGAGCGGGGACCGGCGGCAUAUAAGCCUCACAGACCUUGAGCCCCGAUCCGUGUAUCGGAUCUGCGUGCACGUGCUGGACACCCUUAACUCCUACAGGCCCGGAGAGGAUACUAUAUGCUCUGAGGCCAGGACCAAGGCUGUUAUGUCUACCAAGCCUCCAGGUAGAGAGCAAGCUCCACAGGAGAGCAUUAACUCCACGCUGCUAAUGGCUGGGAUCAUAGGUGGGGCGGUGCUCAUAAUCCUGUUAACGCUGCUCAGCUUGUUCUGCUGGCACAUGCACAGGAAGAGCCGGUCAUCUUCGACCAAGUGGAAAUACAACCGGGGCAGGAGAAAAGACGACUACGGCGAGGCUGGAACCAAGAAGGAUAACUCCAUUCUGGAGAUGACUGAGACCAGUUUCCAGAUAGUGGCGCUGAACAAUGAGCAGCUGCUCAAGGGAGAUUUCCGCAUUCAGCCCAUCUACACGCCCAACGGGGGCAUUGGAUUUAGAGACUGUCACCUCAGUAACAACAGCCUAGCCUACUGCAAGAGCAGCAACGUGCCCAGUACAGAGUUCUGCCACACGUGAUGCAGCAGCAAAUAGUAUUUACACAUACACACACAUACAAGAAACACUUAACACACACAUAAAUACACACACAUACACCGUUUGUGAAGACAACAAAAAACAUAAACAUUCUAGUGAAAUAUAACUGUACUAUAUAUAUUUCCAAGUUCUGUCUACGAUGUAAUUUAUACUGUGGAUAUAUGUGUAUCUUUUUUAUUCUUAGGAAAAGAGAUACAAGUGUUUCUUUUUUUCUAACCAGCAGGGUUUUGAACAUUGUUUUAAUGGUCAGUACUGUACAUGAACAUGGAUUUGUACAAUCACGGCAACCUGGGUGUAGCUUCUGAUGGACACUGUCAGCCUUGGAAAAGUUGAGGGCGCUUAGAGGGCUGGGAUCCUUUGCUAUCCACAGAAGCAAAAUAUGGCCUUUUUGCUCUUUGAAACACUGCAAACUCUCCCAAGUACAACAGAACAGUAGUAAAGACAACACAGCACACAGGAAAUCCAAACACUGCUGAUUAGAGCGCUGUGGAAAUAUAGCACUGGUUCAUUGGUGGUAUGUUGUGGAAAAGAACUGAAGUGCACUUUCUUAUUAAUGGAAGUGAGGCAGGAAAUGAACAGAGGUGGUGAUCACAUGGAAGCGAGUGUGGACGGUUGUGUAGGAAGAAUGUCAUCGGUGCUGUUGAAAAGCCUUGACUGAGAUUUCCAAAAAGUGCCUUAACACUAAAAGCGUCUUUGUUCUAUUGGUUUACAGUGGAACAAAGGUGGGCUUAGUAAAGAGACACUUUUCGGAAAAAGAAGGAUGUCAUUUUCAACACAUUUGUGUGUUUUUUUAGUGACGAGGUGUAAUUAUUAACACAAGUUUAAAAAGGAACAAAGGAUUUUUGUCCCUAAUGAGGUGCAUGGAUGUGCUGAGACUUGCAGAACGUUUUGAAGAAAUUCUCUAAUUUGUUCUGCUUCUUUUUUCCCCUGUUUUGGCAAGUGAGGCCACAAGGGGGCAGUUUCCCUCAGCGUCGUGUGUGGGACAGAGGGCAAGACAAACAGAGAGAAGGAAGGAAAAAAGAAAAGCUGCAUAGAUCACUUUACGUCUACCAUUCCCCUGGAGUCCAUUACCCAGACGGCAUUACUCAUGCUCAAACAGCAUUGUUUAGAGUAUUAUUGCUCAUCGAGCUACUUAAUGAUGUGGAAUCAUUUAAAACUAACAGUGUUUUCUGUGUUUGGUGGCUAAAUGAUAUGGAUUUUCACCACUGUGGUCUAUCAUACAGGGAAGGAAUCCGUUCUUCCCUGUGUGUGUGUGUGAAGAGCGCAACAAAUUUUGAAGAAGCACACACAUAACGAUAAUUAUACACCCACUUAUUUCAACCGUGUCCCAGCGUUCAUUAGCCUUUUUGAUAAAUUAGGAAAUUACUACAAUAGGAUCGCGCUCCGCCCAUGGAUCCUCACAAUGCUGCACACAGUUGUGACUGAGCAGCUCAUCCAGCACCUCAUCAUUUACUCUUUUGUGUACAUUUUAUGAGACUGUCUAAUUCAUUUAUGGUUCGCUAACCUGAACAAUGCACCUGCUCACUUCACACCAUUAGUUCCCGCAAUGAUGAUCCUCACCCUAUCUCCCCUCAUUUUCUGUCUUUCCCUCCCUGUCUCCCUGCAUGGGCUCAAUUAAAACACUUUCCCUGCCCUUCAGCUUGUGCACUGUGGUGGCAGCUCUUUGCAUGCGAGGUGCCAGUGAGAGGUCUUCAUUAUGCACUUCUUAAGAAGACUUUAUUUGAUUUGACAAGAUUUUAUUUUGAGGGGCCAAGCUUAAAGAAUUCCCACCGCCGACCCUUCUGCCCCCACCUUUCCCCCUCUUCUCAUAAUCCUCGACCAAAAAAGGGAGAAAAUAUGUAGACCUUAUUUUCACUUGGCUGCGUGGAGCUCACGCUGGGAGACAGAGUAUGUUAACUCUUUGAGAGGUGCAGUUUCAGCUGCUCAAACAUGUAUGGUAGGGAAUUGACACAAACUAGGCCGAACAUUUUAAGUGAAAAGAUUUUUAAGGGCUUUUACUCAAGUUAUUCCAGUGUCGAGAUUAUCUCUGAGAGGCUUUGCCUCAGCAGUCGGGAUACCUCACAAGUAGCUACACUUACUGUAAUUCCAGCAAUAGCUCCGAUCACGAUCACGUGGGCUUGAGGUAGUGCGCAGACUUCCACAGCCCCAGUGUUGAAAAUCUGUUCACAUUUGAAACAUUAACAAACACAAUGACUGAAGGAAAUCUGUCUGAACACGUCAUUUAGUGUCAUAUAAUGUCUUAAAAGCUUCUUUUUAAUAAUCAACGGACAUAUUUUUGACAUAUUUAUUGGAUUUCCCUUUUAGAGGCAAAUGGAAAUAUGUUGAAAAUACAAAAUCUAUGAUCAAUAAAAGCAAUAGGUCAGUUUUAGGAAAUACUCUUAUUCACUUUCUUGCCUUGGUUAUAUGUGAAUAUUGAUACCAAUGUCUGUACCCUAUAUAUGAAUAAACCACCAGCGGCCGUUUAGGUUAGCUUUACAUACAGAUUGAAAACAGCUGUCAUUUUUACACUUUGUUGUUUUAGUUAUUGAGCUGUAUGUGUACUGGUAGAUGGGUUUUGUAAUUUUUGGACCAAGCUAGCGGCUUCCUCCUGUUUCAUGGGGUUUAUGCUAAGCUAACUGGCUGCUAGUUGUAGCUUCAUAUUUACCGUACAGACAUGUUGGGUAACAAUCUUCUCGUCUAACUCUUGGCAAGAAAGUGAAUAAUAUUAUAAUAUUAAUAUUUGUCAAAGUGUCAACUAUUCCUGUAAGUGAAAAAAUAAUGAAAAAUAUAUUAAUCUGCAUUUGCAACAAAACAAUUGUAAUGAUCUCAUUGUCCUGGCUGUUAAAGUUGUUUUAAGAAAAAUAAGAUUUUAAGACUUCAAUACAUGACGUGUUGAGAUUAAUAUUUCUUUCAUGUUGGGUCGAUCAAAACUAAGAUCUUCUGUGGUUACCUAAGCAUCUCCACUUUUUAUUUCUACCUUUUUCUACUAAUAUCCACAGCUGACCAUAAUCCCACGCAGAAACACUUGAACAUUUACAUCAAAUAUUGUUUAUUAUUCUUUGUUAAGACCUAUUUUAAGUCACAUGCUGAUCAAACAAAAGGGGGUCAAAGUGUUGCAACAUAACGUAUCUCCCCUGUCUGUGAAUGUGUAACGAAGACAGAUAUUUGCCUUACCUUUUAUGCAGAACUGAAUGAUUAUCUAGAGAGAGUGUUUAGUGGGAGGAAGAAAAGACGAGACAUAAAAAGACGGCAACAAGAAUGCUACAAAGAAAGCACAUUUCUCCAACAAUUUGCAGCUACGGCGGCAGCAACAAUAACAGUGUUAACAGGAAGAACAACACGGAGCGUGACGCACAGUAGCUAACAAGAGACUGUUCAUCCAUACUGCCAGACCUUAAGCGGGGCAUGGCUAAUGAUUCAAGCUUUGGAGCUUUGGUGGUUGUUUUGCAGCGUACAUUACUCUUAAUUUUCUUGAUGAAAGAAUGCGGCUGCAGAGCCGUGACCAAUGGAAUUAAACAAAACGUAUCACGGACUGCUAGCGUCGGAUUAUUACUGUUUCAGGGUGCUGAGGAGUAAUUUCCCUUAAAGCUCAUUGAAUCAUGUUGAAAUAAUUACGUUUAAUCUCCGAGAGGUCGAUUCAGACAAAACACACAAGUGGUUGAAUAUGUUUAAAGUCAUCUUUUCUUCCUGCAGGCAAAACAUUCACUGCAAAUAUCUAUUAGCCAGUAACAUUCAUUCAAGGAUUUUUGCAUGUACUGUAUUUAGCUUCAUAGCCUUUCAUUUUUUAUCAUACCGGGUUUUGGACUUCUUUUUUUCAAGUAAUCACCCAGUGGUGGUUGAGGUACAGUUUGAGCAACCGUACAGGAAAGUUUAGAGGAAGAAGACUGGAAAGUUACAGUGCAUGUACAACGGCUGUGUUGGGACACUCAUCGAGGCGCUGCAGUGUUACGUUGGCCAUCCACACCAAGUUUUCUUAGGAACCAAAGUUAAAUUUCUGUUCUCAUGAUGAAAUAUUGAUGUUGUUCCAUGUAUGUGCCUUGAGGUUGAACUUACAAUGUAAAGUCCUUGAAAACCUUUAAAUGUUUUUGCACAAACUGUAAAUACUUAAGUGAAGCUUUUUGAAAAUAAAAGAGCCAUUGGAUUUGGGCGAUCACUC
Cottoperca gobio is the source of this 7167-nucleotide messenger RNA. It is a transcript of the gene flrt2, whose product is annotated as fibronectin leucine rich transmembrane protein 2. Gene Ontology annotation, molecular function: protein binding. The coding region runs from base 1032 to 3014 and encodes 660 amino acids. Lineage: Eukaryota; Metazoa; Chordata; Actinopteri; Perciformes; Bovichtidae. The record is from RefSeq and is a predicted model, not a curated record. The transcript has 2 exons.